GAGCACUGUGUGUGUGUGGGAAUACCAACGAAGAAGAAAAAGAAGAGCCUCUGCCUUGACGCUGCACGCUUAUUUCACCAGUUUGCUCUUUUGCGAGUAAAGCCUCAUUUUUCACACCAUGGUGUUAAACCUCAUCAUCAACGCGAGCAAUCCGCCAUUAGGAGCUCUGCUGACUGCCGAGCACGUGAAAGGAAGCGUGCAGCUGUCCGUGGAGGAAGGCAAAGACAAUCGCCUCCAUGUGUCAGACGCCAUCCAGUUCAACGAUGCCAACUCCAUCAGCCGCUACCUGGCACGGGUGGCACCUGCCCUGGGCCUCUAUGGAGCCAACCUGAUGGAGCAGACUGAGGUGGACCACUGGCUGGAGUUCAGCGCUCGCCGCCUGUGCGCCCAGUCGGACUUUGUGGCGGCCCUGGGCGAGCUGAACAAGGCCCUGUCGCUCAGAACCUUCCUGGUGGGACACACCCUCACCCUGGCCGACCUGUCCGUGUGGGCCGCCCUCCAAGGCCACGGAGACUGGUCCGACCAGAACAGAACCUUCAGCCACGUCGGUCGCUGGUUCGACUUCCUGAGCUCGCAGGUUCCUUUCACUGCCUUGGACAACAAAUACACCAGCAAGAAAGCUCCGCCCACCAAGUCCAAUUCGGAGGUAAAGGAGAAAAAGGCAGACCUCGGAAAGUUUGUGGAGUUGCCCGGCGCCGAGAUGGGCAAGGUGGUGGUUCGAUUCCCGCCCGAAGCCAGCGGGUAUCUGCACAUAGGUCACGCCAAGGCCGCCCUGCUCAACCAGCACUACCAGGUCACCUUCAAAGGCAAGCUCAUCAUGCGCUUUGACGACACUAACCCCGAGAAGGAGAAGGAGGACUUUGAAAAGGUGAUCCUGGAGGACAUUGCCAUGUUGCAGAUCCAACCGGACCAGUUCACAUACACCAGCGACCAUUUCGACGUCAUCAUGCAGCUGGCCGAGCAGCUGCUCCGAGACGGCAAGGCCUACAUCGACGACACGCCCCCCGAGCAGAUGAAGCAGGAGCGGGAGCAGCGCGUGGAGUCCAAGCACAGGAACAACUCCGUGGAGCAGAACAUGAAGAUGUGGUCGGAGAUGAAAGCCGGCAGCGUGCAGGGCCAGACGUGCUGCAUGAGGGCCAAGAUCGACAUGACCUCCAACAACGGCUGCCUGAGGGACCCCACCUUGUACCGCUGCAAGAACACCCCCCACCCCCGCACAGGAACCGCAUACAAAGUCUACCCCACGUACGACUUCGCCUGCCCCAUCGUGGACAGCCGGGAGAACGUCACGCACGCCCUCAGGACCACCGAGUACCACGACCGCGACGAGCAGUACUACUGGAUCAUCGACGCCCUGGGCAUCAGGAAGCCGUACAUCUGGGAGUACGCCCGACUCAACCUCAACAACACGGUGCUGUCCAAGAGGAAGCUCACCUGGUUUGUGGAGGAAGGCUACGUGGACGGAUGGGACGACCCUCGCUUCCCCACUGUCAGAGGUGUCCUGCGGAGAGGCAUGACCGUGGAGGGACUCAAGCAGUUCAUAGCAGCGCAGGGAGGUUCGAGAUCUGUGGUGAACAUGGAGUGGGACAAGGUUUGGGCCUUCAAUAAAAAGGUGAUUGACCCAGUCGCCCCCAGAUACACGGCUCUGUCCAGCUCCUAUGUGGUCCCGGUUUCUGUCCCGGAAGCGACAGAGGAGAUGAAGGAAGUGGCCAAACAUCCCAAGAACGCCGAAGUGGGUAUGAAGCAGGUUUGGUACGGCCCCCGGGUCCUGGUGGAGGGAGCGGACGCCGAGACGUUCUCAGUGGGCGAGGUGGUCACCUUCAUCAACUGGGGCAACCUCAUCAUCACCAAGAUCAAUAAAGGGGCCGACGGCAAGGUUCUGUCAAUGGACGCUCGCCUGGACCUGGACAACAAAGACUACAAGAAGACCACCAAGAUCACCUGGCUGGCGGAGUCGAACAACGCCCCCUUGCUGCCCACCGUCUGCAUCAACUACCAGCCGCUCAUCACCAAGGCCGUCAUCACCAAGGACGACAACUUUAAAGACUACAUCAACAAGGAGAGCAAGGUGGAGGAGAAGAUGCUGGGCGACCCCUGUCUGAAGAACCUGAAGAAAGGCGACCUCAUUCAGCUUCAGAGGCGGGGCUUCUACAUCUGUGACCAACCCUACGAGCCGGUCAGUCCUCACAGCUGUAAGGAGAGUCCGUGCGUCCUGAUCUAUAUUCCCGAUGGUCACACCAAGGACAUGCCCACCGCUGGCUCCAAGGACAAGGACAAGGACAAGGACAAGAGCAAGAGCCAAGCACCAGCCAACACACCCGCCAUCGCUGCCAAAGCGGCCCCAGCUUCCACCCCGGCGCCCACCGUGGCCUCCUCACCCAGCGACGUCUUCUCCAGCAUCGUCGCUCAGGGCGACGCUGUCCGCCAGCUGAAGACAGCCAAAGCGCCAAAAGAGGACGUGGACAAGGCAAUCCAGAAGCUUCUGUCUUUGAAGGCUCAGUUUAAGGAGCAGACGGGUUUGGACUACAAACCAGGUAUGGCUCCGCCCACCAGCCUCCCAGCCUCAGCAGCCCAGUCCGGAGACUCCGCCCCUUCCCUAUACACGCGCGUCGCUCAGCAGGGCGAGCUGGUCAGGAAGCUGAAGGCCGAGCAAGCCUCAAAGGACCGAAUCGAUGCGGCGGUCAAGCAGCUCCUGGCGCUCAAGGCGGACUUUAAAAAGACGACGGGUCUGGAUUACAAACCUGGGAUGGCCCCGCCUACUCCCACUGCUCCUUCCUCUUCCUCCUCCUCCCCGUCCUCCUCCUCCUCCUCUCCUGCUUCGUCCGGCUUGCACAAGCGCGUGGCACAACAGGGAGAGGUUGUGCGCAAACUGAAGUCGCAAAAAGCCCCCAAGGAUCAGGUGGAAGCGGCGGUGAAGCAGCUGCUCUCGCUGAAGGCUGAGUUCAAACAGGCCACCGGUGAAGACUACAAACCCGGAGCGGCGCCUCCGGUCCAGAAAGCGGCGGCUCCCAUCCAGAGCGCCCCCGCUUCUGCCGCUGGCCUCUUUGAUAGAGUGGCUGAGCAGGGAGAAACGGUCCGGAAACUGAAGGCCGACAAGGCCCCUAAGGACCAAGUGGACCAAGCCGUGAAAACCUUGCUGGAGCUGAAGGGCGAGUACAAGACGCUGACCGGGCAGGAGUACAAACCGGUGGCGGCCGCCGGAGGCGAGGACAAGAACCGCAAGGAGAGGGAGAACAAGUCCGAGAAGCAGGGCGGCGGUGGAGCAGCGGGUGGAGCGGCAGGAGGAGCGAAGAAGGGCAAAGGAGACAAGGCCAGUCAGGGCAAGGAUCCUUCCAGAGGGGAUGGAGGCGCGGGGGACGGCCAAGGACCGAAGAAGCAGACACGGUUGGGUCUGGAAGCGAAGAAAGAGGAGAACCUGGCAGACUGGUACUCUCAGGUGAUCACCAAAGCGGAGAUGAUCGAGUACUACGACGUGAGCGGCUGCUACGUCCUGCGGCCCUGGUCCUUCGCCAUUUGGGAGUCCAUUAAAGAAUUCUUUGACCGGGAGAUCAAGAAGCUGGGCGUGGAGAACUGCUACUUCCCCAUGUUUGUCUCUCAGGCUGCUCUGGAGAAGGAGAAAAGCCACAUUGCGGACUUUGCUCCAGAGGUUGCUUGGGUAACCCGAUCGGGGAAGACCGAGCUGGCAGAGCCCAUUGCGGUCAGACCCACCAGUGAGACAGUGAUGUACCCGGCCUACGCCAAAUGGGUCCAGUCCCACAGAGACCUGCCAAUCAAGCUCAACCAGUGGUGCAACGUCGUGAGAUGGGAGUUCAAGCACCCUCAGCCCUUCCUGAGGACACGAGAGUUCCUGUGGCAGGAAGGACACACGGCCUUCGCUACCAAAGAGGAGGCGACGGAGGAGGUACUUCAGAUCCUGGACUUGUACGCCAGAGUGUACGAGGAGCUGAUGGCCAUCCCGGUGGUGAAGGGAAGGAAGACUGAGAAGGAGAAGUUCGCCGGAGGGGAUUACACCACCACCGUGGAGGCCUUCAUCUCUGCCAGCGGCCGAGCCAUCCAGGGUGCCACGUCCCACCAUCUGGGGCAGAACUUCUCCAAGAUGUUCGAGAUCAUGUUUGAGGAUCCAAAGAAGCCCGGCGAGAAGCAGCUGGCCUUCCAGAACUCAUGGGGCCUCACCACCAGGACCAUCGGUGUCCUGACCAUGGUCCACGGAGACAACAUGGGCCUGGUCCUUCCGCCCAGAGUGGCCUGCCUGCAGGUCGUCAUCAUACCAUGCGGCAUCUCGGUGUCUCUGCCGGAGCAGGACAAGGAGGCGCUGAUGAACCAGUGCUCCAAAUACGUCGCCCGGCUGCUGGCCGCCGGCAUCCGAGUGAAGACCGACGUCCGAGACAACUACUCGCCGGGAUGGAAGUUCAACCACUGGGAGCUGAAGGGCGUUCCCAUCCGACUGGAGGUGGGCCCCAAGGACAUGCAGCAGCGCCAGUGUGUGGCGGUGAGGAGGGACACGGGCGAGAAGACCACCAUUCCCGACGCCGAGGUGGAGAAAAAGCUGACCGCCAUGCUGGAGGACAUUCAGAGCUGCUUGUUCAAGAAAGCGUCCAACGACCUGCACAGUCACAUGGUGGUGGCCGACACCAUGGAACAAUUCCAGAAGGACUUGGACUCUGGCAAGAUCGUCCAGAUCCCCUUCUGUGGCGGCAUGGAGUGCGAGGACUGGAUCAAGAAAACCACUGCCAAGGACCAGGACCUGGAGCCCGGCGCACCUUCCAUGGGAGCCAAGAGCUUGUGUAUUCCCUUCUCGCCCCUGAAGACGCUGCAGCCAGGUCAGAUGUGUGUGAGCGGCAAGGAGGCAGCACAGUACUACACCAUGUUUGGACGCAGCUACUGACCACCUCACCCUUUUUUCUAUCCAAGGCCGCUUAUAUAUAUAUAUAUAUAUAUAUAUAUAUAUAUAUUCUUUUUUUUUUUUUAUCAUGGGACGAGGGGGUGGGAGAAACAUUUAACCUCAGUGGUGUGUGAGAAAUCAGUAUUUUUUCUCCGCGGAUCCGCCUUAACUGGAUGAAAGUAGCCUGUAGUGAUGAAUACAAAAGGUCGAUCAUGUGAAGGCCAGGCUAGGAUUGGAGUCCGCCUCUCAGGUACUCCGACAUGAAGGUUGGAUGUUUGGUCAUCCAGCCUCCUCUUGCAUCCAAUCAUGGCCCGACACUUUAAAGUGAACACCGUUUAAACACCACCUGUCUGGAAUAAAGUUAGCUCUGUUUCAA
Nerophis ophidion (straightnose pipefish) is the source of this 5258-nucleotide messenger RNA. It is a transcript of the gene eprs1, whose product is annotated as glutamyl-prolyl-tRNA synthetase 1. The record is from RefSeq and is a predicted model, not a curated record. Lineage: Eukaryota; Metazoa; Chordata; Actinopteri; Syngnathiformes; Syngnathidae. Gene Ontology annotation, molecular function: ATP binding; glutamate-tRNA ligase activity; proline-tRNA ligase activity. Gene Ontology annotation, cellular component: cytoplasm; aminoacyl-tRNA synthetase multienzyme complex. The transcript is spliced from 34 exons. Gene Ontology annotation, biological process: glutamyl-tRNA aminoacylation; translation; prolyl-tRNA aminoacylation. The coding region runs from base 119 to 4885 and encodes 1588 amino acids.